CACUGGAGCGAAUGCAAUAGACGUGUCAAGCUUCCUGUUAAUCUGUCAAAUUUGUCAACAAACUGAUUUCAAGUUGAAGGAGUCGGAAUGGCAUCAGAUGGGAAAUAUGACAAGUUAGAAGAACCAAUAAAUUCAGGAGACAAGGCUGACCUGUUGGACAAUGAUGAAGAAGACGGCCUUCGCUCAAACUCCCCCGGGAGUCCUGUGGGCCUUACUGAUCUCCACUCACUCAAGGACCCUAGAAAGGUUCUGGAGGCAGGAAAAGCUGUACUGCAGGAUCAGAGCCGUGGGUUGAGAAUCAUUGUGAUCUGUGCGUUCAUCUUCUCCAUUAUCAUCACCAUUGCUCUCAUUCUCUCCAUUUAUCUCGGACCUCCUCAGAUCGGGGCCAAUGCUGCGAUAUCGACCGGUGUACAGAAAUGUUCCGACAUAGGUCUACAGAUGUUAACUCAGGGUGGGAACGCAGUUGACGCAGCAGUGGCGGCCAUGUUCUGUAUGGGUGUCGUGAAUGCGGAGAGCUCGGGGCUUGGAGGGGGUGGUUUCAUGCUUGUCCAUGACCACAAGGUGGAGAAGUCAGAAGUGUAUGACUUUCGUGAGAUGGCCCCCAAUCAAGCCAAGCCCGAUAUGUUCAGCGCUGACAGCUCACAGAAGGAGCUGGGCCCAUUAUAUGUAGCUGUGCCUGGUGAGCUGAGAGGCAUGGAAAAAGCCCACAAGAAAUAUGGAAUACUGAAGUGGAAGAAUGUUGUCUCCCCUGCUGCAGAUUUGGCCCGGAAUGGCUUCCAUAUGACUGGACAUACAGAUGUGGUGCUGAACAGCCCGAAAUUCAACAUGGAAGCCUUCAAGGAAUCAAAACUAGCACAGUUUUACAUGAACGAAGAUAAGACAAUGAAAAAAGAGGGUGACCUUAUAGUGCGAUCUGACCUUGCAGCCACAUUGGACCAGAUUGCAGCAGAUGGGGCGGAGGCUUUCUACUCGGGGAACAUUGCUGAUAGCAUUGUGGAAGCUAUAGUGAAUGCAGACAAUCCAGGGGUAUUGACCAAGGAGGAUCUUAUGAGCUACAGUGUUGAGAUGAGGGAAGUUGUAAAGACAACAUACCAUGGUUACACUGUUGAAUCCGUCCCAGCCCCUGGUGGUGGCCCUGUGGUUCUGUUUAUUCUUAACUUCAUGGAGGGAUAUGGCAAAUCGGCCCAGGAUAACGCCACAUAUCAUCAGCUUGUUGAGGCAUUUAAGUUUGGGAACGCCCACAAGGAACAGCUCGGAGACCCGGGGUUUAAUGCUGCAAGGAUCAAGCAGGCGACUGAGAUCAUGAUCAGUAAAGAAGAGGCUGCAAAGUUACGUAACCUGACAACCGACACAACCCAGGACGCCAGUUUCUACCGUAGUAAGAUCAAGACUCCUGAAGAUGCCGGCACUGCUCACAUCUCGGUCAUAGAUACUGCCGAACUCAUGGUAUCCGUAACCACGACAAUCAACACAUGGUUUGGAAGCAUGGUUCUAACCGACACAGGGAUUUUGCUGAAUAACGAGAUGGCUGACUUUGGGGAGUCUGGUGACCCAAUGAAUGCUGUAGAGGGGAAGAAGAGGCCCCUCUCAAGUAUGGCUCCUACUGUGGUAUACGAGACCGGUCACCUUUGUGGGUUAAGGAUGGCUUGUGGUGGUGUAAAUGGCUCCAGAAUUAUCACUGGUGUAGCAGAGGUGUUGUUUAACAAUUUAUCUUUGAGCAAAGACCUGACGGCAGCCAUAGCUGCCCCACGACUGCACAGUGCGCUCUACCCCGACCCCAGCGUUGUAGAAGCUGAAGCUGGAUUUUCUGAGCCAAUUCUUAGUGGUCUCAAGGGAAUGGGCCACACCAUACAGAGGGUUCCAAAAGAGCUGAGUAUCGUCAAUGCCGUCCUCAAGAUAAAAGACAAUAUAGAAUCUGUUGCUGAUAAGAGAAAGCCAGGGUCCGGAUCAGCAUUGUUUAAAUGAGAUUAGCUCUAGUUAUGUACUAAGUUAGGUGUCUAUUUUAAAUAUUCAGGCUCCAAUUUCUUUGAACUUCUUAAGUCCCUUAUGACAAGAGUUAGGUAAACUCUAUUUACUUGUAUCAAAGAGUUUUUAAACUUUAAACAGGAAAAAAUCCUAUGAUAUCCUGGUAAUCACCUUAAACCAUUUUCACGUUAUCAAAAUAAAAUUUAAGCAUGUAUUUUGGCUAAUUAAAAUAACAUACUUAAUCCUGUUAAGCUUAAGAAGUUAUGAGAAUUUGUGGCCAAUUAAUUAUAUUGUCUAAUAAUUUACAUGACCUUGUUUUGAUUUUAUUUUUCAGUAAAAUUAUUUUGUUAUUUAUGUUCUUGUAUAUUUAUUAUUCAAACACAAACAUUCCUUUGCUCUAGUUUUGAGAAUCUCAAAAUUGAUUUCAAUACAUCUGAUCAGGGUAAAUCCACAAUCCAAUAGUAAAUACUCCUCAUAUUGCAAAUUUUAGGAAAGUGCAUGCUAAAUGUGUGUCCUGCUAAAUCAGAGUUUAGGCAUAUCAUUGCAAUAAAUGGUUUUAAACUUUAAGUAAAAAAUAAGAAUACAUGUUCAAGAAUAAUCAAUACUGUCUUUGGUUAAAUUUAUAUUUGAAAAAUCCUGACAUCAUAAAUAAAUAGCGAUUAAAAUGUGUGCCUAGAAAGCCAUGUUUUGUGUAUUUUAAGCUUUUAUCAUAAAAUUAGUAAAUGUAUGUAUGAUAUACAUGUAAAUAGAAUAUCACAUUGGCCAAGGCCAGAAAAUGGGUUUAAUAAGUUUUGUUUGACCACAUGCGUUUGUAAAAUAUCCUUUAUUUAAAUAGCUACAUUUUAACUACAUAUUUUCUGGCACUGGUAUUAAUGAACAUCACCAUUAUUUAAGGACAACAUGCAUGUAUAGGACUGGGUAAAUAUUUCUACAGUACAUUGAUGACUAUUUAUGUAUACAUGUACAUGAUUUGUUAACUAUUUCUUACUGGUACAUUGAUGACAAUAUACGAUUAUGUUCAUUGCUCUGUAGCACAUUCCUUUACAUCAGGUAAUAAAUAUUUCCCACCUUG
Mya arenaria is the source of this 3037-nucleotide messenger RNA. RefSeq names its product glutathione hydrolase 1 proenzyme-like. Gene Ontology annotation, cellular component: plasma membrane. Gene Ontology annotation, biological process: glutathione catabolic process. Bases 88 to 1965 code for a protein of 625 amino acids. Gene Ontology annotation, molecular function: glutathione gamma-glutamate hydrolase. The transcript has 16 exons. NCBI's taxonomy places the organism in Eukaryota, Metazoa, Mollusca, Bivalvia, Myida, Myidae. The record is from RefSeq and is a predicted model, not a curated record.